AUGAAAAUGAGACGUCACAGGGUUUUCUUGAUUUGCACGGUGGGACUGUGUGUCAUUUCCUUCCUGCAUUACUACAAGGCUCUGCACUAUGUGUCCCUGCUGAGGGAGCUGUCUGCACCCUACCCCAACAUCAAGUCCUUCAUCAUGGUCACUGGGUUCUUCUGGAAGGAGGGCAGCACCAUGUCCAGUGCAACUCCGGAGGAAGCGCCGCCGGAUGGGAAGCUGCGGGCCGCAGGAGGCCUGGAGCUGGAUACGGGACAGGAGCCCGGAGCACCACAACCUUGGAGGAGACCUGAAGAAGUGCAGCGCAGGAGCUCCGGCACCACCGAGGUUCAUAAGGCAGGUUUGGUCCCGUGGCAGCCCAGCAGCCCAGCCGACCCAAAAGCUGACUCUCAGAGAGACAGUGAAGUGAGAUCUGCUGUAAACAAACUCCAGCCGCGCCGCAUUUCUACUCCGGACCCGCUGGAACCUCUGGGUGAUCUGCACCGCCGCACACACCUGCUCCAGGAUGACCGGAGCCCGUACUUUGUGCGAACUAAAGCGGGCGCGCUGUGCUUCCGGCAGGGCACAGAGGUGGCACCGGCCAAAGACGAAACGCUAAAAGCGAAACCCAGCACUGCAGGAGUGAUCCAGCGGAGAAUUCUGCAGAAACCCGACGAGUCCAAGACUUCGGGAAAAUCAGUGGAGGAAUCGGGACUCUCUCGAGGGAAGCCAAAACGCGGAAAGAGACUAGUAAAGUGUGUUUGUCGUCCAGGAUGGCACGGUCCCUACUGCGGCGUGCCCACAAUGGUGUACCACUCCAAUCUGCCAACAAAAGAGAGGCUGACGCCUCGGGAAACUCCUCGGCGCGUGAUUAACGCCAUUAACGUAAACCACGAGUUCGACCUGCUGCACGUGCGCUUUCGGGAGCUCCUGCAGGCGGUCGAUGUGUUUCUGGUAUGCGAGUCUAACUUUACGGCGUACGGCGAGAGGCGUCCGCUCAGGUUCCUCAAUCUGCUGCUCAAUGGGACGUACGAUUACGUGCGGCACAAGAUCCUCUACGUCUUCCUGGAUCAUUUCCCAGACGGCGGCCGGCAGGACGGGUGGAUUGCAGAUGAUUACCUGCGCACCUUCCUGACCCGAAACGGGAUAUCACGGGUUGCAGGAAUGCGUCCGGAUGAUGUUUUUCUCAUCAACGAUGCUGAUGAAAUCCCGGCUCAAGAAGGAAUUCUGUUCCUUAAGCUGUUUGACGGCUGGACGGAGCCUUUCGCUAUUCACAUGCGUAAAUCUCUCUAUGGGUUUUUCUGGAAGCAGCUGGGCUCGCUGGAGGUGGUGUCCGGGUGCACCGUCGGGAUGCUGAGGGACGUUUAUGAUAAUGAUGGGAUUCGGCUGCGGAGGCGGGAAUAUUACACCAUGCCGGGGUUUCGGAAGUACGAGAACGACACCGGACACAUCCUGGUGCAGUGGUCCAUCGGGAGCCCGUUUCAUUUCGCAGGCUGGCACUGCUCCUGGUGUUUCACACCAGAGGGAAUUCACUUCAAACUCAUUUCAGCCCAAAACGGCGACUUUCCUCGCUGGGGCGAUUAUGAGGACAAACGGGACCUCAACUACAUCCGGGAGCUGAUCCGCACCGGCGGCUGGUUCGACGGCUCCGUGCAGGAGUACCCGCCCUCGGACCCUAAGGAGCACAUGUACGCCCCCAAAUACAUGUUGGAGAACUACGAUCUCUACCGAUACCUGUUGGAGAACCCGUACGCCAAACAGUCCAAACUGGGAGGUGCGUAGGGAAGAAUGAGAACGAAACACUCACUCUUUCAUUGGUCAAAACUCUCGAGUCGAUCCGUCCAAUGUCUGAGCACCUCAUGUGAACACAGAGAAACACAGCAGUUCUGUCUGGUCAAUGUUUACAUGAUCUCCAGCGCUCUGCGGUAGACGCCUCCUGUGUUCAUUGUACAUGAAUUUCUGUGUGUGUGUGUGUGUGUGUGUGUGAGAGAGAGAGAGAGCGAAUGUGUGUGUGGGUGAAUUUCAUUGGUGCACAGACUUUCUUGCUCGCACUUCAGAAUCAAAAAAAGGAAACUCAUUGCACAAAUGCCACAUUUUUUUGGGGGGGGGGGUUUGUUGACAGCUUGUAAAUUCCUCCGAACUCAAAUGUCUUUUUCUUCGGUCAGAAAAAAAAAUCUUUGUGUACCAUUGUGAGCUGUUCUGAAUGAGUUUGUGGACGAGAGAGAGAGACGGAGAGAAUCAGGGCUUUGUUUGAGCUCUGAUGGAGCAGAUAUGGGAGAGAUUGUGUUGAGCGGGAGAUUUUCACUCACACAAACAAGAUUCCUGUCUGAGAAAUCCUGACGGAAACAUCCUGAAGCUGGGGAAGAGCUGUUUUUUGUUGCUGUUAGAUAUUUAGUUUGUAAUAAUGUGAACCACCCAUGUAGUGCACACUAUUGAGGACAUGUCAGACAAGAUAAGACGAGCUCUGUUGAGUUGUAAGAUAUCAUAGGUGCAACCCAACACAAAGAUUAUCCUGAAUCAUAUGCGGCCUUGAAGGGAACCAUCUUUUUGCCAAAUUUAGAUAUUCUAAUGAAUCCUUUUCGAAAAUAAUAGCCAUGAUAUGAGAAUGCUCUUUGAUGAACUUCAUGGAAAAAUCAUAGACAAAAGUCCUGUAUGGAUGGUAAUUGUUUCUCAGGGGGAUGUUGGGAUUUUGCAGAGGCCAUAAGGUGAUUUUAUUGUCAUCGAAUCCUGUAUGUUGGUGUUUUUUCUCUCAUGACUCCUGUGAAAAAAUCCCUUGCUUAAAUAUCUAGCAAACAACAGUCAUGUGGAGAUUUAAUUGCCGUCCAAAUUCACAUCUCUGUGUGUCUGUAGGAGAUCCAUUCAAUAGUCAUCUUAUAAAUCCCUUUUGCACGGAACAGUUGCACUUCAGGGUUAUUUGCACUAGUUUGUAUUAAAAGUGGACACUUGCGUUAGUAAAGGAGUGUCCGUGAGUCCACUUCUUAUCUGAUAAAGUUGUGUUGUGUUGUGCACACACUUGAUUACUGUCCAUGCUGGUCCAGUGUGAGUUUAGCAGGAGUUUGAGAGAACUCUACAGGGGUUUUCCAUGCCAUAUCUGAGAAUCUGAAUUGUAGCAUGUGAUUGAUCAUAAGACACGUGUACUUCCACAUUUGUAGGAUUACAAAGUCAUGAAUUAAACACCAUCAGAAAGCAGGUUUUCCUUUUAUAGACAUCCCUAUGAGAAACAACUGCUUUCCAGCCUCACUGAAAUCUGAUAUAUGCAAACUAACUAUGACAAGCAAGUUCAUAUUUGGACUUUACAUAUAUAAAAUAGACUCCGACUUCUGCCAAAGGAUAGUAGGACACUGUACAAGAGGCAUCAUUGUGGAAACAAAAUAUUUCUCAGCUUUUAUUUACAUUUGAACAGAAAGUGGCAGUCAGAAUCGGCCAGGGGGUUGAAGAAUUUCAAGCUUGACUGUAUGUCAUUUGCAUAUAUUUCCAUGUAUCAGAUUUCUAUAAGUGCGAAUAGCCUUGAUUACAUUCACGAUGCUGGAAAUCAUUGCUAAUAGCAGCUGUUGUGAGCUCAGCAUUGUUCAUCAGGGUGGACUGCAUUCAGACAUGCAGAUCUCUGUGUUUUGGAAAGGAGCCACGUAGUGUUUGGUGAUCUCGGCUCUCUUGGGUUUUCAUUUCUAAGUGAAAGCAGGAAACAGUUUCUAUUAUGAAAUCCUGGGCUGGAAAUUCCCUGUGUUCAGAGGUCUGAUCAUGCGGGACGUGUGGGGAAUCACAUUUACAGCAUGAGAAAUCCUGACAGCGGCCAUUCUGUCUUCAUCUGGGGGUGUUAAAGUCCACAUCGGACCUGCAUUAGUGUCUCCACCGCCUUCAGUUCCGCUGGCUCUCAAUGAAUUGUCAAACCCUGAAUUAAAACUGCUCACUUUAGAGCACUUCACAAAACCUUUAAGUUUCAUAUAAACUCCCACAGGCGUAUGAUUACAGCAGUAGAACAGAUCAUUUCCGCUGAACAUGAUCUCAGCUAAAAACAGAUCUCCAGAUAUAGGAACUAUCUGUGCGAGGGGUUAAACUGCUGCCACUGAACCUUCACGCUGAAUUAUCUACAGCCCGCGGUUGAGGGUCAUCAAAUCAUGCAAACAAACGAUUACUCACUAGUGUGUGCUUUAAAGGGUGCUCGGCUGUGACGCCUUCGUGUGCUCUGCUCAUGUCACUGUCUGCGUCCUGCCAUUCCUACAUGUAUAAACAGCCUAAAGAUAGAGACGGAUCUCAGAGAGUGAGAGACAGGUGCUCGUGUGUUCAAUGAUCCGUUCUGCAGCUCGCUUUAGGCCUGUGAGAUCGACCCUUCCUCUGCUGUCAGGGGAUUUUGUGAUGUAUGUUUGGGCUGCUGUGAUUCAUCAAUCAAUUCUUUAGAUUUUUGAAUGCAUUGCGAUUCCCUCUGGAAUCAAUUCUGAACUUUGUUUUAACAGCAGAUGGCGCUCUAGGCUACAUUUUGGCUAGUUUUAAACAGCAGAUGUGCUUUAGACUAGUGAUGGUGCUCUUGCUCUAGGCUAUUGUUUAACAGCAGAUGGCGCUCUAGGCUACAUUUUGGCUAGUUUUAAACAGCAGAUGUGCUUUAGACUAUAGUGGUGCUCUAGGCUAUUGUUUAACAGCAGAUGGCGCUCUAGGCUAGUUUUAUAACAGCAGAUGGCGCUCUAGGCACAUGUUUAACAGCAGAUGUCGCUCUAGGUUAGUUUAUGACAGCAGAUGGCGCUCUAGGCUAGUUUUGAACAGCAGAUGGUGCUCUAGGCUGGUUUUAUAACAGCAGAUGGUGCUCUAGGCUGGUUUUGAACAGCAGAUGGCGCUCUAGGUUAGUUUAUGACAGCAGAUGGCGCUCUAGGCUAGUUUUGAACAGCAGAUGGUGCUCUAGGCACAUGUUUAACUUCAGAUAGAAUUUAGGUUAGUAUAUAACAGCAGACGAUGCUCUAGACUAGUUUUGAACAGCAGAUGGCGUUUUAGACUAGUUUUGAACAGCAGAUGGCACUCUAAGCUAGUUUUAUAAAAGCAGAUUGUGCUCUACGCUAUUUUAUAACAGCAGAUGGCGCUCUAGGCUGGUUUUAUAACAGCAGAUGGCGCUCUAGGCUGGUUUUAUAACAGCAGGUGGCGCUCUAGGCUAGUUUUAUAACAGCAGAUGGCGCUCUAGGCUGGUUUUAUAACAGCAGGUGGCGCUCUAGACUAGUUUUAUAACAGCAGAUGGCGCUCUAGGCUAGUUGUGAGCAGCAGAUGGCGCUCUAAGGAAGUUUUAUAACAGCAGGUGGCUCUGUAGGCUAGUUUUAUAACAGCAGGUGGCGCUCUAGGCUAGUUUUAUAACAGCAGAUGGCGCUCUAGGCUAGUUGUGAGCAGCAGAUGGCGUUCUAAGGUAGUUUUAUAACAGCAGAUCUGUAGGCUAGUGUUUAACAGCAGGUGACGUUUUAGGCUAGUUUGUUCUAGGCUAAUUUUUAACGUCAGACUGCAAUCUAUGCUAGUUUUAACAGUUAAAUGUAUUCGCCUAAACAUUAUCAUUAAAUCAUUAUGUUUAUUAAUGAUUGUUUUAUGUCUAAGUUUAAGAAUUGGGAGCUACUUUUUAAGCAUACAGCGCCAUCUUGUGGUAAAAAGCCCAGAAUCAGUUCAAGAGAGAAUUGCAAUGCAUUCAGAAAAUUUCAGAAUUAAUGCAGAAUCAUUCCUCAAUUCACAAUGCAUUGAUUUAUCAUCUCAGCCUUUAGUAGAUGUGCUUGAGAAGGGAUUGCAUGUCUACGAUCUGUGUGUUUGAAUCAAUUCACAUCUGCAUAUCGAGCAGUUUACAUGAGCAGAAAUAUCUCUUUAUUAACCGCCUUACGAAUGACCUCGUGACUUGACCUCCUAUGUUUGAGGCUGGAGAGCCAAACUCAUAUCUGGAAAACCACUGUGCCACAAUGUGUUUUAUAAGAACAUUUUAUAUGCUUUAUUCAGCUCUGGAUUUGUGUCACAGCAGUCGCUCUGGUGGGAUUGUGUGUUGAGUGCUUAGCUCACAAUUACUUUAGGAACGUUAAGUAAAUAUUCUAGUGUUUUUGAACAGUACUAUAGUGAAGUACUUUUGUGGUGAUUCUACAGUUGCUAUGGUAACACAACAACUAUAGCGAUCUAUCUGUUGUGGUGAUUCUACAGUUGCUAUGGUAACACAACAACUACAGUAAUUGAUCUGAUGUGGUCAUUCUACAGUUGCUAUAGUAACACAACAACGGUAGCAAUUGAUCUGUUGUGGUGAUUCUACAGUUGCUAUGGUAACACAACAACUGUAGCUAUUAAUAUGUUGAGAUUCUACAGUUUCUAUGGUAACAACAACUAUAGCGAUUAAUCUUUUGUAAUUCUACAGUUGCUAUGGUAACAACAAUUACAGCAUUCAAUCUGUUGUGAUUCUACAGUUGCUAUGGUAACACAACAACUACAGCGAUCGAUCUUUUGUGGUGAUUCUAUAGUUACUAUGGUAACACAACAACUACAGCAAUCAAUCUGUUGUGGUGAUUCUACAGUUGCUAUGGUAACACAACAACUACAGCAAUCAAUCUGUUGUGGUGAUUCUACAGUUGCUAUGGUAACACAACUAUGACGAUUGAUUUGUUGUGGUGAUUCUACAGUUGCUAUGGUAACGCAACAACCACAGCGAUUGAUCUGUUGUGGUGAUUCUACAGUUGCUAUGGUAACACAACUAUGACGAUUGAUCUGUUGUGGUGAUUCUACAGUUGCUAUGGUAUCACAACAACUAUAGGAAUAUAAACAAAUGUCCCAAUACUUUAGAUUUCCACCAGUAGAUGGUAUCUUAUACUACAAUACACCACAGUUUAGUGUAGUAAAAGUGUAAGUACUACAGUAUGUAUUACAGUUUAUCAGUCCACUAUAGUAUUGAUUCGUUAACAUAGAGUUGUAAAUACUAUCAUAUAAACUGUACCAUACACUUUACUGUAGUACAGUUCAAAAACACUGUCGUAUUUACUGUAAAUGACUAGAGUACAGUAUGACUGAAGAUGCUUCAGAUGAUAAAUCUCUCUCUCUGUUCACAAACGUUCACUGUUUUGGAACUCUUAUUGUCAUUUUUGUUGUUUGCUGUUGUAAAUGUUGUUGUUGUUUACAUUAUUUAUCUAAUUUAUUACUAUCCUGUUUCUGUGUAGAAAAGGGAAGAUCGAUCUGUUAAAGGAGAGAGAUGCUGUUCUUCUCUGACUCUGUAUGAAACAUCUCUCUCUCUCUCUUUCUCUUCAUUCUCAUCCCUCCAUCCUGUCCUCUUACUCCAUAUCAUUCAUCUUAAAUAUGAUGGUGAUGGUUAGAACUAUAUAUUUACACUAGUAUGCAAACACACACGCUGUAGUACUGUUGAACCUCAAGGGGGCGAUAGAGCUUCCUUCAUUAAAAUACUGACUUAUUAGGUCACAAUGAACAUCUUCAAUAUUGUGACAAACAGGCGGAGACUUGAUUUAAUUCAAAUUGAGAUAUUGGCGUGUAUGCAAAUGAGCAUCAGAUUGGUGGGUGGAGUUUAGGAUCAGAUUGGUGGGUGGAGUCACAAGAUGAUUGGAGAACCAUCAGAGCAGAAGUGAGUGUUUCUGGAUUUGUGGGUGUGUUUAAAUCUUGCCAUGAAAAUUAUCCUGCUUAUAAUAGUCAUGUGACGUGAGCCAAUCAGGUAACACAGUCAAAAACACUCCUCUAUGUUGGCCCCGCCCAUCAAUUUAAGGAAAAACACAGCAUAUGCAAUCUGGAAUACACUACACAUCAUUUUUGGUGCACUAUACAUCAUAGGCUUUACAAAUGGUUCAUUUGCUUGGACACACGUGACAAAUGCGAAUAUAAAUGUGCAUUAAAUUCAUGUAGUGUAUUCCAGUUCCAGUCUUCACUAAAUGCUGUAACACUGUAGCUUCAUCAUGACUGAAUGAGAAAGCUGACCACAGAUCAAGUAAUCAAUAAUCUCUCUGACUUGUGUGUGUGUUUGCAUAUUUGUGUAGACUUUGACUUGGGUUUUUUAUAUUUGUUUUGUGGGUCACCCGCAGCUCACGUGCCGUUUGUGAACGCAGGACAGGUUUAAGAGUGAAACGCAUUAAAGAAGAGCUGACAUGGACACACUGAAUAUUACGUGAGCAUAAAUACACACAGAUGACUAAAGCCUUCAGGGUGUCAUCAUCAGCUUUAUAUUCUGUUUGAAGAUGAGAUGAUGUGUGUUCAAGUGAGUCAAACAACACUCAGGACACACACACACACACACACACACACACACACGUCUGUUUUUCUCUCCUUGUGGGCUCUUCUCAUAGCUUUAAUGAUGUUUCUGGAUUUUUACAUCUUAUUAAUGCUUCAUUUUGUCUGAUUUAUAAGCUUGUUUUCUCAAUUGAAGUCCCUAUGAGUCAGCAUGAAGUCCCCACUAGGCUAUAAAAACAUGCACGCUCACACACAUGUCUGUUUUUCUCUCCUUGUGGGCUCUUCUCAUAGCUUUAAUGAUGUUUCUGCAUUUUUACAUGUUCAAAAUGCUUCAUUGUGUUUGAUUUAUAAGCUUGUUUUCUCAAUUUAAGUCCUUACGAGUCAGCUUGAAGUCCCCACUAGGAUAUAAAAACAUGACCACACACACAUGUCUGUUUUUCUCUCCUUGUGGGCUCUUCUCGAAGCUUUAAUGAUGUUUCUGGAUUUUUACAUCGUAUGAAUGCUUCAUUGUGUCUGAUUUAUAAGCUUGUUUUUAAUGAGGAGCUCAAUUUAAGUCAUAAGGAGCUUGAAGUCCCCACUAGGAUAUAAAAACAUGCACACACACAGACACACAUUUGAGGAAAUAAUAGUGAGCGUCCUGUGAUUGUCCGUCCACGAUCCGAGUCCUCCUGUGUGGUGGAACUGUUCAUCAUAUCUGCACUGCGUCUGGUGCUCUUCAAAGCGUAACUCAUUCUGUUCGUUCUGCUUUCACUAUAUUGAAGGAUUGUUUUCUGUCGUUAUAUUUUCUGCUGAUGUUAAACGUUUCUCCUCAUCAUGACGUGUUACCAUGUACGAGAUCUUCUUAUAGCACAAAGAUCAGCCUUUCAUGUCUGUCACUAUUAUUGAUGCACUGUAUGGCGUUCUGUUCAUAAUCAACCCAGUUUUAGCCCUCCUGUGAUCUGACAUUUACUGUGCUGCAGAAAACUCUCCUCCAAUCACAUUCAUCCGCCUUUAUUCUCUCCUCCAAUCGCAUUCAUCCGCCUUUAUUCUCUCCUCCAAUCACAUUCAUCCUCCUUUAUUCUCUCCUCCAAUCACAUUCAUCCCCAUUCAUCCUCCUCUCUCUCCUCCAAUAACCUUCAUUCACCUCUAAUUUUUCAGCCAAUCAUGUGCAUACUCCUCGCUUUCUCCUCCAAUAGCGUCCAUUCUACCCUCUGUCUCAUCCAAUCACAUUCAUUCCCCUCUAUUCUUUCCUCCAAUCCUGUCCAUUUUCCUCUCUCUCCUCUAAUAGCAUCCAUUCUUCUCUCUCUCUCGUCCAAUCACAUCCAUUCUUCUCUCUUUCUCCUCCAAUCACAUCCAUUAUUCUCUCUCUGUCAUCCAAUCACAUCCAUUCUCCUCUCUCUUUUCCAAUCACAUCCCUUCUCCUCUUUCUCUCCUCCAAUCAUCCAUUCUUCUCUCAUCCAUUCUCCUCUCUCCUCCAAUAGCGUCUAUUAUUCUCUCUUAAUCCUCCAAUCACAUCCAUUCUCCACUCACAUUGUGUGUGUGUGUGCAGGAGAGUUGGUCAUGCUGGUCCACAGAGGGAAUCAUUCCUCAGCUUAAUCUGCAGUGGGAUGAACAGAGUGUCAAUGGGUAAAGGAUGCGAGUGUGUGAGGAGACGAGCGUAUUUCUCUCCUGCACUGUUAUGAAGGAGUGUGUAUACAUUAAAUGAGUUUAUACGAUCCUUUUUGUUUUGUGUAUAUGAAUGGCUAUAUGUUAACCUAAAUUACAGAUAACAAAUUCUAUGACAAAAACUAUAAUAAAUUAAUUUAAAAAGCU
Messenger RNA from Danio aesculapii, 9930 nucleotides. RefSeq names its product beta-1,4-mannosyl-glycoprotein 4-beta-N-acetylglucosaminyltransferase b (gene mgat3b). The transcript has 2 exons. The record is from RefSeq and is a predicted model, not a curated record. Lineage: Eukaryota; Metazoa; Chordata; Actinopteri; Cypriniformes; Danionidae. Gene Ontology annotation, biological process: N-acetylglucosamine metabolic process; protein N-linked glycosylation. Gene Ontology annotation, cellular component: membrane. Gene Ontology annotation, molecular function: beta-1,4-mannosylglycoprotein 4-beta-N-acetylglucosaminyltransferase activity. Bases 1 to 1764 code for a protein of 587 amino acids.